Molecule: messenger RNA, 1092 nt
Organism: Eptesicus fuscus (big brown bat)
Lineage: Eukaryota; Metazoa; Chordata; Mammalia; Chiroptera; Vespertilionidae
Gene: ST6GALNAC3
Product: ST6 N-acetylgalactosaminide alpha-2,6-sialyltransferase 3
Exons: 6
Coding region: 1-1092 (363 amino acids)
Biological process (GO): oligosaccharide metabolic process; ganglioside biosynthetic process
Molecular function (GO): alpha-N-acetylgalactosaminide alpha-2,6-sialyltransferase activity
Source: RefSeq, a predicted model, not a curated record
AUGCAGUGUGACAACCAAGAGAACCAGAGCUGUGCUGGGCUCUGGACUAGACAAAGGCACAAAUCCCAUCUGGGUCUCCUUCAAAGCAAGCUGCUGUUUGCAACAAGCUACCAGAUGGUGAGAAAGUCUGUGAUUGCAGUGAGCUUCAUAGCAGCGUUUCUCUUCCUGCUGAUUGUGCGCCUUGUAAAUGAAGUGAAUUUCCCAUUGCUGCUAAACUGCUUUGGACAACCUGGUACAAAAUGGAUACCAUUCUCCUACACAUACAGGCGACCCCUUCGAACUCACUAUGGAUACAUAAAUGUGAGGACACAAGAGAAUGUGAGCUCCCUAAGAACCUGCAUUUUGUCAAUUUUAUUCACGAUGUGUGUGUCUCCAGUGCCUAGAAGACCUUUGCAGCUGGACUGCGACGUUUGUGCCAUCGUGUCCAACUCAGGUCAGAUGGUCGGCCAGAAGGUGGGGAAUGAGAUAGAUCAGGCCUCCUGCAUUUGGAGAAUGAACAACGCCCCCACCAAGGGUUACGAAGAAGACGUUGGCCGCAUGACAAUGAUUCGAGUUGUAUCCCAUACCAGCGUUCCUCUUUUGCUAAAAAACCCUGAUUAUUUUUUCAAGGAGGCAAACACCACUAUUUAUGUGAUUUGGGGCCCUUUCCGCAACAUGAGGAAAGAUGGCAAUGGCAUCGUUUACAACAUGUUGAAAAAGACUGUUGACAUCUAUCCAAGUGCCCAAAUUUAUGUCACCACAGAGAAGCGCAUGAGCUACUGUGAUGGAGUUUUUAAGAAGGAAACUGGGAAAGACAGAGUCCAGUCUGGCUCUUAUCUCAGCACUGGGUGGUUUACCUUCAUUCUGGCUAUGGAUGCCUGUUACGGCAUUCACGUCUACGGGAUGAUAAAUGACACCUACUGCAAGACAGAAGGGUAUAGAAAAGUCCCCUACCAUUACUAUGAACAAGGAAGAGAUGAGUGUGAUGAAUAUUUUCUUCAUGAACAUGCCCCAUAUGGAGGCCAUAGGUUUAUCACUGAAAAGAAAGUGUUUGCUAAAUGGGCCAAGAAACACAGGAUAAUAUUUACACAUCCAAACUGGACAGUGUCUUGA